AUGGCGACCGUCAGAUCGCCAAUGUUGCUGUGGGGUCUACUGACCUGUUCACGCAACUCGGAACGGGUUUGUUUCCCUUCCCGACCCAGCUCACUUCUCCAGCCUUUGGUCGGUUCCUGCGGGGCGAGAUCACCAUGUCGCCGGCUCGCCUCCGAGGCCUCAGAAUCUGGUAACCCAGAGAUCAAGAAACCUACAUUUAUGGAUGAGGAAGUCCAGAGCAUACUCAUCAAGAUGACAGGUUUGAAUUUGCAGAAGAUUUUUAAGCCAGCUGUGCAAGAACUGAAGCCCCCAACCUACAAGCUAAUGACCCAGGAGCAGUUGGAAGAGGCUACAAGACGGGCUGUUGAUGCAGCUAAAGUACAAUUAAAAAUGCCUCCAGUUCUGGAAGAGCGAGCGCCAAUAAAUGAUGUAUUAGCUGAAGAUAAGAUUUUGGAAGGAACAGAAACAACCAAAUACGUGUUUACUGAUAUAUCAUAUAACAUACCACACCGGGAGCGUUUUAUUGUUGUCAGAGAACCAAGUGGCACACUACGCAAAGCUUCUUGGGAAGAACGGGACCGUAUGAUACAAGUUUAUUUUCCAAAAGAAGGUCGUAGAAUUUUGACGCCAACAAUUUUCAAGGAUGAAAACAUCAAGACAAUGUUCAGCCUGGACCGGCAUGCUGAUGUCCUCAACCUCUGCAUUGCCCAGUUUGAGCCAGAUUCCACUGAGUAUAUCAAAGUUCAUCACCAGACCUAUGAAGAUCUAGAUAAACAUGGGAAAUACGACAUUUUACGCUCAACAAGACACUUUGGUGGAAUGGCUUGGUAUUUUGUAAAUAAGAAAAGGAUUGAUGGCUUGCUGAUUGACCAGAUUCAGAGAGAUUUAGUCGAGGAUGCCACCAGCCUGGUCCAGCUGUAUCACUUGGUCCAUCCAGCCGGCCAGUCAGCUCAAGAAGCUAAAGCACAGGCUGCUGAGGGAUUACAUUUAAUUAAGGUCUUUGCAAAAACAGAAGCACAGAAGGGAGCACAUAUAGAAUUAACACUUCAGGCUUAUCAAGAUGCGUUUGUCAGCCACUCUGCAGCUUCCUGAAAAGUACUUUCAUAAAUUUUAUUUUGCUAA
Messenger RNA from Chrysochloris asiatica (Cape golden mole), 1101 nucleotides. RefSeq names its product mitochondrial ribosomal protein S22 (gene MRPS22). Gene Ontology annotation, molecular function: structural constituent of ribosome. Lineage: Eukaryota; Metazoa; Chordata; Mammalia; Afrosoricida; Chrysochloridae. The transcript is spliced from 8 exons. The record is from RefSeq and is a predicted model, not a curated record. The coding region runs from base 1 to 1071 and encodes 356 amino acids. Gene Ontology annotation, cellular component: mitochondrial small ribosomal subunit.